UAGCUUUUUUGCCCGGCUCCAAGAUGGACGGCAGCGGGGACGGGGGAGGCCGCUCUGGGGGAGCACGUGGCGCGCCGCUGGCCUUUCCCGGGGCUGCUGGGAUGGUGGCGGAGUCCGGAGGCCUCCCGCCGCCGUCGGGCAGGGAGGCUGGCGGCCCAGCCUCUUCUUUCCCCGCACAGCCGGAAGGCCCCCGCUCGAGGCCCGCGUCGCCAUGGCCGCGGUUCCCGAGUUGCUGCAGCAGCAGGAGGAGGACUGCAGCAAGCUGAGAUCUGUAUCUGUGGACCUGAAUGUUGAUCCCUCGCUUCAGAUUGACAUACCCGAUGCACUCAGUGAGAGAGAUAAGGUCAAAUUUACAGUGCACACCAAGACCACGCUGCCCACGUUUCAGAGCCCAGAGUUUUCUGUUACAAGGCAACAUGAAGACUUUGUGUGGCUCCAUGACACUCUUACUGAAACUGCAGACUAUGCUGGGCUUAUUAUUCCGCCUGCUCCUACAAAGCCUGACUUCGAUGGCCCUCGAGAAAAGAUGCAGAAAUUGGGAGAGGGUGAAGGGUCUAUGACCAAAGAAGAAUUUGCUAAGAUGAAGCAAGAGCUGGAAGCUGAGUAUCUUGCAGUCUUUAAGAAGACUGUAUCCUCCCAUGAAGUCUUUCUACAGCGGCUCUCUUCUCACCCUGUUCUCAGUAAAGAUCGCAACUUCCAUGUGUUCCUGGAAUAUGAUCAGGAUCUAAGUGUUAGGCGGAAAAAUACCAAAGAGAUGUUUGGUGGCUUUUUCAAAAGUGUGGUGAAAAGUGCUGAUGAGGUCCUUUUUUCUGGAGUUAAGGAGGUAGAUGACUUCUUUGAGCAAGAGAAGAAUUUCCUCAUUAACUAUUAUAAUAGGAUCAAGGAUUCAUGUGCAAAAGCUGACAAAAUGACCCGAUCUCAUAAAAAUGUUGCAGAUGACUAUAUCCACACUGCAGCCUGCCUGCAUAGCCUGGCUUUAGAAGAGCCCACGGUCAUCAAAAAGUACCUAUUGAAAGUUGCUGAGCUAUUUGAAAAACUUAGGAAAGUAGAAAGUCGAGUCUCCUCAGAUGAAGACUUAAAGCUGACAGAGCUUCUCCGAUACUACAUGCUCAACAUAGAGGCUGCUAAGGAUCUCUUAUACAGACGCACCAAAGCCCUCACUGACUAUGAGAACUCAAACAAAGCUUUGGAUAAGGCCCGGUUGAAAAGCAAAGAUGUUAAGUUGGCUGAGGCACACCAGCAGGAAUGCUGCCAGAAAUUUGAACAGCUUUCUGAAUCUGCAAAAGAAGAACUAAUCAAUUUCAAACGAAAGAGAGUGGCAGCGUUUAGAAAGAAUCUAAUUGAAAUGUCUGAACUGGAAAUAAAGCAUGCCAGGAACAAUGUCUCCCUCCUGCAGAGCUGCAUUGACUUGUUCAAGAACAACUGAUCUGCCUUUUCUCUGAGUGAAGGACACGAAUGUGAAAGAAAGCCAGCAUCACUUGCACUUAAAUCAUCACCACAGAAG
Molecule: messenger RNA, 1504 nt
Organism: Neomonachus schauinslandi (Hawaiian monk seal)
Lineage: Eukaryota; Metazoa; Chordata; Mammalia; Carnivora; Phocidae
Gene: SNX5
Product: sorting nexin 5
Exons: 14
Coding region: 212-1426 (404 amino acids)
Biological process (GO): pinocytosis; intracellular protein transport
Cellular component (GO): endosome
Molecular function (GO): phosphatidylinositol binding; dynactin binding
Source: RefSeq, a predicted model, not a curated record